Molecule: messenger RNA, 5072 nt
Organism: Cyprinodon variegatus (sheepshead minnow)
Lineage: Eukaryota; Metazoa; Chordata; Actinopteri; Cyprinodontiformes; Cyprinodontidae
Gene: erich3
Product: glutamate rich 3
Exons: 9
Coding region: 31-4353 (1440 amino acids)
Source: RefSeq, a predicted model, not a curated record
ACUUCAAGGCCAAACACGGCUCCAGGGAAGAUGCAGCGGCCGGUGCGCCUGAAGCCCAUCAACAGUACCAGCACAACAGCCUCAUUCAAACAUGGCUCGCCUUACAGACCCCUCAUCUCUUCUCAGGAGAACAAGCAUUUGCUCAACAACACACAGAUGGACAUCAGGUCCCGCAGACAUAUGACUGCAGAGGACGUCUCCCAUGGCAUAUCCCCCUACUGCCUCCCAGUCAUCAACAACUUUGUGACACCAGUGCCCCCACUGAAGAAGAAGAACGACCGGGAAUUAAAGGUCACUGCCGGCAGCACCAUCAGAACACGCAGACUACGCCCUGCCACCUCCUCCAGUGGAUCUCAGAACCCCUCUUGGCUCAGCAGCUCUGUUUACCAGAGCCGAGUCUGUGUCAACAUGGUGUACUUUGGCAAAACGGUUCAUCUCUCCAAUGACUUAAUCGACUCCAGGGAUGAAGUCAAGGUGUUUCAGCAGCAUUGCGGAGGAGAAAACCUGUGUGUGUACAAAGGGGAGCUCCGCGAGGGAGAAGCCUUUCAGUUCAUAUCAAGGCGCCACAGAGGUUUCCCCUUUAGCCUGACCUUCUACCUGAAUGGGCUGCAGGUUGAACGGCUAAGCUCCUGCUGCGAGUUCAAACACAGGAGAGGCGCCCGACUUGGAGGAAGACAUGGAUACUUCGGCUUUUCCAACAUCGAGGGGGCUUCUCCUUGUUACAAGUGCAUCAUAGAAAUGGGCCUGGAUAAAAAGCCCUCUCCUCCAAAGAGGGUCAUUAGAGAUCGGUCAGAAGUAAAAUCAGCCACUAGCCUUAAAGAUGAAACUGAAACACCCAUUAAAGAGACCACAGACAGAGAAGAGACAGAGGCUGUGGAGAGCAAAGUCAAAGAUGAUUAUGAGGAAGACUUUGAAGCAGACGAUGAAGGCCCUGUGGAGGAAACAACUCUACGAGAAGAGAAAUCUCCAUCUCUGUUCAGUGAAACUGAACUACCGGACCAGGAAAAGGAUGCCUCUCAAGCUGAAGAUGAGGAGGACGACAUUGAAAAAGGGUCUAGCUCAGGCUCCAGAAUGUCAGGCAGCGAUGAGGAGAGCGAUGGUGAAGCUACUAAGCACUCAGAAGAUGACGAGACAGAAGACACGGUUAAAGAGGAUGGCCAACCUGAGGCUGACCAGCAGAAACCUGAAGAAACUGUUGCUGCCAGGGUCCAAUCUGCUUCUGUCAAUAACUCCGACAUAGUUGACAGCGCCAUGGACAGCACAGGGAUUGAAAUCUCUGGUACCAGUGUUUCCAUGGGCAAUGAGGAUAAACUGAGCAGUGACACCUCAGAAGAUAAAGAAAGGGAGAAUCCUGGGAAUGAGACCAAAAUCGAGUAUGAACAGGAGAGGGCCAAAUCUGUGCAGGAGAAGCUGGCAGAAGCAAUCCUCAAUGUAUCCCAUUGCAGCUCUGAGCCUGAACUGAGCGACACCACUACUGAGGAGGAGGAGGGGCCUGCACAUAAACUACCUAGAAAAGAAAAUCAAGAACAACUGCAGACACCCGCAGAAGAGGCAAAUUGUGAAGAAAGUGUAAGAGAAGAAGCCGUAGAAAAAGAGUUUCCAGAAACAGAAGAGGAGAAUGAGCCGGACCAUGGCGACAACCCCCAGGAAGAGAGAACCAGUGAGGCUGUGGAGAAUGAGGAGGCUGCAGAUUGUGAAACCACAAGAGGGGAUAAGUCAGAAGAACAAGGGAAAACUCAGCCUACUGUUGAUGGAGAAAAUGUAGCACACGAUGACAAGAUAGAGGAUCCCUUUGAGGGAAGUGAGUCUUCAAAUGUUGAGGCUGCCAGUAACACUCAAGAAAAAGGGGGAAAAGAUGCAGAGAAACCUGACAUUUAUUAUGAUGAGACAGAGGAAUUGGCAAAAAGCAAAGACGAGGAUGACUCAUCAGUGUUGGAGCAGAGUGAGCAGAUGGAUAAAACAGCAGUGGCAGAUAUUGCUGAGGCGGAGGCAACAGCUACAACCGAGACAAAGGAGAUCAAAGCGGAGUCCUCAGAGGAGCGAGAGGCCCUCAGCCGUGAAGAGGUACCUGAAACCGGCAUCGACAAGAUGCAGGCAGACAGCGAGGAAGCUCGAGUCACAGUGGAGAAUUUACGCAUAUCACCAGAGGAGUUUUGGGAAUCCACAGCUGAGAGAACAUCAGAUAUGCAUGCGGAAACUGUGAAAACCCAGAGCAGUUUUGAUGAAAUGCAUUUAGAAUCAAAACAGCAAGCAUCAAAAGCAGAUGAUGGAGAGGGCGAACCUGUGGAAGUCAAUGAAGCAGCAGAGAUACAAACACUUGCAAACUCUGAGGAGAAAACAGCAGAUGAAAAUGAAACGAAAGAAAUUCCUGAUGAAAGCGUGGCUGCUGAAUCCAUCAAAUAUAAGAAAACCCCAUCAGAAGGGACAGAAGAUAUCCCAGGUGAGGGCGAUGAAGAUGGAGUUACAGAGACUGAUACAGAGGCUAAAGGUGAGCGAGUUAAGGUUGCAAUCGAUGGGGAAGAACUUGAAGCAAAGAGAGAUGAUAAAGGUCCGGCAGAUGCAGUGGAUAGUAAGACAAACAAAGCUUUACAAGAAAAAGAUGAGGAAGAGCGACAAUCAGAGGAUGUUGAGAAAGAAAAAUGUGAAGAGGCUAAAACUGAUGAAGUAUGUGGGGAUGUAAUUAAAAACAGUAUAUCAGAGGGAAGGGAGGCAUUGGAGCACACAGACGAACUUGAAAAAAUGCAAGAUGGCUACUUGGAUACAGAAAAUGUGGAACUUUUCCCUGAAAAUAUUGCUGACUCUGAGAACGCCAGUGAAAGCAAAGUGGCAGAUGGGACUGAGACGCAUGAGCAGACUCCAGAUGUUUCACAAGCUGGGGCUGGUGAAGGAGAAGUAGAGAGGGAAAGUGAAAAAGGAGAAAUCAACACUGAAAAUGGGGAAAGUUCUGUCGCAGCUGAGCGUGAACCUCAAGAGGAUGAGGAAAAUGCUCCGACAUCUGGCGAAGGAAGACAGACAGAUGAGCCAGAUGAAGAAAACAGGAGCCCAGAGAAAAAAAUAGCCGUGGAGUCUGGAGACAAUGCUGAAAACUUGACUGAUCAAGCCCCAGAGAUCGGUAUCGCAGAGAGCGAUGCUAAGGAAGCAGAUGGUGUCAGGGUGAAGCAUGGUGAUGCUGUAAACCUGGACUCUGAGCCAGGCACAUCAGAAGCAGAAAGACAAGAGGAGAAAAGUGGAAACGGGGAAGCUGAAAACAAAGAGUUCAAUUUGAUCCAAAACACUGGGAAUGAUGCGGCUAAGGUUUAUACUUUACAUAAAACCUCUUCAGUACAAAUAGCUGCUGAUGUAGAGAAAACAACUGACCAAGAUGAGGAAGGGAAGCUUCAGUCUAUUACUGAAAAGCCCCUUGAAACAGAAGAGAAUGGAGAGGACGUAGAGGAGGCAAGCAAGGCCUCAGAGGAAGGAGCAAGUGUGCUGCUCAAGCCUCUAACGCAAAACAAUGCUGUAGUUAAGGAAAGUCCAGAGGCUUUAGCUGGAGGUGACAAUACAGAUAUGGUCACAAACUGGAUACAAAUGCACCAAAUGUCAAAGUUUUUUGAGACUUUUGUAGAGCCCUUAGAAGAACUGAAGGAAGAUGUUCCAGAUGCGCCAGUAUGCGAUCCAAAUGGUGGAGAAAACGAUUCUGAAAAGCUUCUAAGAUCAGAGAGCCCGAUGAGAAUGGCAGAGGACAAAAAGGAGCCCAGAGACGUAACUCAGAUAAAGGCUCAGGAGAGUCAUGAUCAUGAGCAGGGUGAGAAAGAGCUAGUGGAAGGUGGACUACAAGGCAGUGAGGAGACUGAAGAGAAAAGCCUGGAACUAAAUAAGUUUGACAGUGGGGGAUCAAAGGCAGAAGAGAAAGAAGAGGGAAACACUGCUUUUAGAACCGACGGUUUCUCAGCCUCUCUCAAUGCUGAGGAUGAUUUUGAGAAUCAAAAUAUUGGGUCCGCCAACAGCAGUCUGGAGCUGGUUGUAGAACAGGCGGCAGCAGAUCUUCCAUUUAAAACAGACAAAUUCAACUCCCUGAACGGAGAGAAAGACAAAGAGAACACAUCGGACAACUUAAAUAGAGAUGGAAUUCAAAUUUCACAAAUAAUAGAUUUUGCAACAUCUAACUCAGCUGAUGGAAGAGAAGAAGUAUCUCAUAAUGAAGAUAUCCAAACUAAAUUAUUAGAGCAAAGGUUCAGUGGAGAGACCAGAGACAUCCAACUCAUUGAAGACAUCAGGCACACUUUGAGCAAAGAGCGCCUCAGCACUUUUUCUUUGUUUGCUCAGUCCUCUUAUCCUUUACUGACUACUUCAAAAUCUGAAGGAGGGAAGUAAUGCUAAAUUGAUAUAUUUAAUUCCAAAUUUGAGAGAACUUUGUUUAAAGCAGGAUAUGUACCUAAAUUAUUAGCAAUUACAAUGUAGGUUGAGGUUAAAAAGAAUCCCUUAAGUGCCUCUUACUUUCUGCAUGUAUAUUAGAAUGAGCUAUCAGAUGGCCGUCACUGCUAAUUUACCAGGAAGAACUCGCUGUACCUUGUGUUUUGACUGCUGGGCACAAUAUUUACAAUAGACCCACCUCUUUUCAUUGUUAGUCACAAUGUGGCAGUAUCAAGUACAGUUGCUAUCAUCUAUUACCUGUAAAAGGAUCCACCCCUAGUCCCGCUCACGGAUGAUUAAAUAAUUCAUAGCUGUCAGACUCCCGCAUCUUUGGCCGACCUCCGAUGCACUUUAGAUUUCCAACCCGGGGGGUACGAGCAGGGCGGCUUUCAUCAGAGGUCUGUAAUUCAAACUGGUAAUGGCCGUUUUAGUCAACACUCUGACAUGAUUAUCCAGAGACAUUAUCAGCAACAGGAGACCGCUGAUGAUGAUUUGCUUGUUGCUUGCUGAUGAAGUGAAAUAUCAAAAAGACCCAUGUUGCUAAUACUUAGCUGUAUUUUCUGAUAGGCUUUAUUGUUUUAUUCUUCUGUAUAGGUGUAGUAGUGUUUAGCUUCAGCAUUUUAUGUAAUAUCUUUCCUUGUACAGAUUGUGUGAAUAGGCCAACAUGACAAUAAAUUUAA